AUGAGCUGCAAAACCUCGCGCAAAACGAAGGCUAGACUUCGGGGAGUCAAGAAGCUUCGCAAGCAAUCCCAGAAUACAGCACGUUACUUCAAACCGUUUCGGUUUUUGGACUUGCCCUCUGAGCUUCGCAACAAGGUCUAUGAAUUCGCUCUUAUCUGCUGCGAUGCUAUCUCAAUCGCCAGAAUCCUUCACAAGGAAGGAUGUACCAGUGGAAGAAAGCUCGCCAUCCUUCACCAUCGAAACUGUAGACUAGCGAGCCGAGACACGCAUCCCGUUGCCGAGCUCAUUCAGACUUGCAAAAAGAUUCGCCACGAGACGUCGUUCAUGUUGUACAACAGCAACGCCUUUGGAUUCGAGGAUGUUCCGACACUGAUACUAUGGCUCGAAACGAUUGGACCCGCAAACCGAACCGUCUUGCGGAGCCUUAUGAUUGAGGGGGACUGCUGCUACGGACAAGCCUCUAUAACAUCGUGGUUGGAUCCGUUGCAUAUAUACGACCCAAGCCCCUCGUUCCUGAUGGCUCCCUUCCGCGACCCAUACCGAGAAUUGACAGCCAGAAUCGGCGACCUUCUAUCAGAGUCGAUGCUUCUCGAAGCUCUGUGCUUGCCGUGCGGCUACAGCUUCUGGAGGCUUCCAGUUCUGACACUUCGGCGGCGCGAUCCAUAUCCAGUGCCCUGGCCAACCCAUAUUGCGCGCCGCAUCGCAGAGACUCUGUUCAAAGAUUUUCAAGGCUUUUUCGAGAAGCGCCUUCUAUUCGACGCAGACACGGAAAAGCUUUCCAACGUCAUCAUGGUCAAUGUCAUCUGCAGAAAAGACCGCAACAAAACGUGGAGUCCAGCGGUAAAGGAUGUCUUGACCAAGAUAGAGGAAGGGGCAGGACACUUAAACUUGUUACUCAGGCGCCUUCAACACAAACAAGUCGGAGGCAAGCCAUGA
Colletotrichum abscissum is the source of this 936-nucleotide messenger RNA. RefSeq lists its product as uncharacterized. The transcript is spliced from 3 exons. The record is from RefSeq and is a predicted model, not a curated record. Bases 1 to 936 code for a protein of 311 amino acids. Lineage: Eukaryota; Fungi; Ascomycota; Sordariomycetes; Glomerellales; Glomerellaceae.